AUGUACAGUGGUGAAGGGGAGCCACAUCUUACUGAAAAAAUUGUAGGGUGUCCAUUGGAAUGUGGGAAUGUGUACUGUUCCAAAAAGUGCCGCGAUGCCGACCAAAACGAGCACGGCCACUCUCUGUUGUGCGUAGGGCAAAUAGACUCUCUUGAUCAUCCCUUGUACCAAUUCAAGGUUCAUUCGCUGACAACACAGGAGGAAUUCCUAUUAGCAGCCAAGGCACUGGCCGUGAUGAUGGGUGUGCUAUGGGCAGCUGACGAAGAUGAGCAAGGCGGCACUCUCGCGCAGAGUCUGUUGAAACCCUACGCACACUUCCAGUCGGGCGUUUGGUGGGACUUAGCUGGCGGACAAGAAAUGGCGGGAGUUCUGCAAGCCCAGGCAACCGAAGCCUUCCAGCUGCUACAGGCUGCCUGGAGUGACCUGGGCCACUUACCAGAGAACACACAUGGUAUCAUGUCCAUGGACACCUUCAAUCGCCUACUGUCCAUCUUCCACCUGAACAAUGUGGGAGUGAGGCGAGUGUCGCCGAUUAGUCGGUAUAUGAAGAUGCCACCCUUCUACCUGUACCGAAACAAGUCUCUUGUAUACUACGAACAGAUAGCAUCACAGCUAUCAGACGCGGCAACCCAAGACGAGAUAUUUGAUACGUUGAUGUCACACGUGGACCCUAUUCUGAUGGGGGACGGGUGUGACGACAGCGACUGUGACGACAGCGACUGUGACGACCGGGAGAGCGAGAGUGAGAGUGAGAGCGAGGGGGAAGCCUCGAGUGAAAGCGGGAUGGAAAGCGGGACCACAAGCAAGCCCGAGAUACCGGACAACAGCGGUACAGAUAGUGCGAUUGAGCCGAGUGCUUGUAACGACGCUAAUGACGGAGACGUAGAAGAAGAAGAAGAAGAACAACAACAACAACAACAACAACAACAAGGAGAAGAAGGAGAAGAAGAAGAUGAUGAUGAUGAAGAAGAAGAGGAAGUGACGGCUGCGAUGACACUGGGCGAUUGGGGAGAUGCGGACAUCGAGGCGGGCGAGAGUCUGUUCCCAAUGUUCGAUGGGUGUGGACUGUUCCCUCUGAUAUCUGCCAUUAACCAUUCGUGUGAGCCCAACUGUAAGGUUACGUACGGUACCACCGGACGCGGCAAACUCGCACUCGAGCUGCGGAGCUUGUGUUCUAUAAAUAGCGAUACGGAGAUCACUAUCAGCUACACAGCAACAGAUCUGCCUGCCGAAGAACGACAGGAAAUACUGGGCAAGUACGGGUUCAGGUGUAAUUGUACUAAGUGUCAACGAGGCGAUUAG
Sphaeroforma arctica JP610 is the source of this 1302-nucleotide messenger RNA. RefSeq lists its product as hypothetical. The coding region runs from base 1 to 1302 and encodes 433 amino acids. Lineage: Eukaryota; Ichthyosporea; Ichthyophonida. The transcript has 5 exons. The record is from RefSeq and is a predicted model, not a curated record. Gene Ontology annotation, molecular function: protein binding; methyltransferase activity.